UCCUUUAUCGUCCCCCGCUGUCGGUCAGCCCUUAGUGGCACAAAGAAGCCAGAGAAGUUAUAAUACAUAGUAAGCCCAUCCGUUGGAGUGCAAACGUCGGUUUUAUGUCACAUUUCUCAUUGCUGUCAAAAAUUGUAAAAGUAUUAGAACGUUCAAAUUACAGCUGGCUAGUGCAGAAACUGCGACGAUGAGGAUCCCACAUAUAAUUAAUUCUAACACAUUAAAGGUCUACACACCCUCUACAGAAUGCUUGCAACUGGUAGGAGAGACGGCGAGACAAAUCAAAGCUGAAGAUUUCACCUGGAAUGACGCUUUAGUACCACUGCUCACCGAUCUUGCUACUCAGGCCAUAAAUAGGAACUUUGAAAACAAACCCACUCUAGAUCAGCUACCGUGCGAGGAUCGAAAUUAUUUAUUGCAGAUCCUGUUUCUUGAUUUAUCUCUAGAACUGAUCAUUCCUUUGAUCGAUGAUGAGUUUUAUUGGCAACGCAGAUAUACUGAACAUUUUGGUUUAGUUACAAACAGAAAGCCCCAGGCUUGGACCUGGAAGUGCUUGUAUCUAUCCAGACAUGUCCAGAAGAUCAUAGAGGAAGCACAACCUCAAUACAGCGACGAAGAAAACAUGAACGACAUUCUAGACCUGUGCGCACCGUACACGCAGAGGUUGUUGGUCACUCAGCUGCAGAGGUGGCAACCUCCACUUACCAUGGAGAAAGAGGAUAUCCCAGAAGUGUAUCCCAUUGAUCAUAUCAACCUAAUAUUUAUACUUAGAAGAUUACCCCAAAUAUCAGAAUUAAGAAUUUCUUAUGGAGUGAACGAGGUGGGUGAAGACUUCCAAUGGGACAUGUUCAAAUUAUCUGUCACAGACUGCGUCAGAUUAGGUAAAGGUGUUUUGGAGCUGAAGCAAAUCAAGAUUCUCAAAGUCCACAGAAGUAAUAUUGAAUACAAACACUGCCAGGCCUUAAUGCAAGGUUUGAUACGUAAUAGGACUCUUGUCGAGUUAGACCUCUCCAACUGCAAGAUAGGUGACCAAGGGGCCUUAUGCGUGGCCAAAGUAAUCUCAACGCAUCCUACUUUAAAAAACUUGAACCUGACCAACAACAGAAUUGGUCAAAUUGGAGCCGAGGGCAUUUGCUAUGCAUUGACAUUGGAGACAUGUGCAAGAUUAGAUGAGGUCAAUUUCAGGUUAAACCCGCUUGGACAUGAAGGUGUUAUGGGUGUCCUCAGAGCUGUGAUACGAUGUGACAUUCCAAGGAAACUUAUCCUAAGUGGGGUUAAUUUUGAGGAAGAGACCUCAUGGAAGCUGGCUCAGAUGAUCAAACACAACACCUACCUGGAAGGCCUGGACAUUAGCAAUAACUGGCUGGGAGAAGAAGGUGGCGAAUUUCUAUGCGAAGGCAUGGAAAUAAACAAAUCCUUGAAAUGGUUGGAUCUAAGAGAAACCGACAUUACCCCAGCUCAACACCAAACUAUCAAGAAGCUCUUGAAACGAAAUGUUACUGGUAUUUUGCAAAAAGACGAAGAAAUUCAGAGUCAGCAGCAGCCCGACACUGAGGAGAAGGUCAUUACUGAGACAACAUAUAAGGCUGAGAAUGCUGAAGAAAAAGAGGGAAAGGGAGAGAAAGAAUAAAACGAACAAACUAGUGGCAUUACUAUGGUUUUAUUUCUUCAAACGAACCAACACAAAGUAAAAUGUAAUUUUUUUUUUUUAUUUUUCAACAUCACCACAAAAAUUUACAGCCUUGUCAAGUCAUAGCAUCAGCUUUUGUAGUCCGU
Messenger RNA from Acanthoscelides obtectus, 1776 nucleotides. The record is from the annotation of a GenBank genome assembly. NCBI's taxonomy places the organism in Eukaryota, Metazoa, Arthropoda, Insecta, Coleoptera, Chrysomelidae.